Messenger RNA from Drosophila takahashii, 2879 nucleotides. RefSeq names its product P-element induced wimpy testis (gene piwi). The record is from RefSeq and is a predicted model, not a curated record. Gene Ontology annotation, molecular function: piRNA binding; protein binding; RNA endonuclease activity. Lineage: Eukaryota; Metazoa; Arthropoda; Insecta; Diptera; Drosophilidae. Gene Ontology annotation, cellular component: P granule. Gene Ontology annotation, biological process: regulatory ncRNA-mediated gene silencing.
CAGCGCGUCGUUUUUGAAGUUCUCUUUCACUCUGUUUGUGAGUUUAAGUGUUGAAGUCCAAAAGUGUUGAAAUAAUGGCUGAUGAACAGGGACGUGGGCGCAGGCGUCCACUUGAUGAAGAAGAACCCUCUACUUCUCGAGGAAAUAGGGAUGGGCCGCAAAGUAAAAUAUUUAAAGGUUCUUCAUUGGAUGGCUCGAGGCAAGAUUCCCGUGCAGGAUCUUCGAGAGCAGAUCCCCGUGUCGAUCGCGGGGGUACUCAUGAUCGUGAGGAAGGAGGUCAUGAUGGAGCUCCCAGGCGAGAAGAAGGGUGUCCUACAGAACGUCGGCCGCGGGGCGAUCGCUUUGACAUCGUGAAUACCCGUCCGAUUGAAUUGGUAUCCAAAAAGGGGACGGACGGAAAACCAGUAAUGCUGCAAACAAACUUCUUCCGUCUAAAUACUAAGCCGGAGUGGCGAAUCGUCCAUUACCAUGUGCAGUUCGAGCCGACCAUUGAGAACCCUCGUGUCCGUAUGGGCAUAUUGUCGAAUCAUGCAAACAUUCUGGGAUCCGGUUAUCUCUUCGACGGGCUACAAUUGUUCACCACCCGGAAAUUCGAACAGGAUUUAACUGUGCUCAGCGGAAAGUCUAAACUUGACAUUGAUUACAAAAUAUCAAUCAAGUUUGUUGGAUACAUAUCUACCGCAGAGCCUCGAUUUUUGCAAGUUUUAAAUCUGAUUUUGCGCCGCUCCAUGAAAGGCUUGAAGCUGGAAUUAGUGGGACGAAAUCUUUUUGAUCCCCGUGCUAAGGUCGAAAUUAGGGAGUUCAGAAUGGAGCUGUGGCCGGGGUAUGAAACAUCGAUCCGGCAACACGAAAAAGACAUUCUUUUGUCUACUGAAAUAACGCAUAAAGUCAUGCGAACUGAAACAGUCUAUGAUAUUUUGCGACGUUGUUCGCAAAAUCCGGCUCGACACCAGGACGAAUUCCGUGUAAAUGUUUUGGAUUUGAUCGUUCUAACUGAUUAUAAUAAUAAAACAUACCGAAUUAAUGAUGUAGACUUUGGGCAAACUCCGAAGUCGACAUUUAGUUGCAAGGGUAGGGAUGUUAGUUUUGUGGAGUACUACCUGACUAAAUAUAACAUUCGCAUCCGGGAUCAUAAUCAGCCCUUGUUGAUAUCCAAAAAUAGGGACUCUGCUCAAAAAACCAACGCAAGUGAGUUGGUGGUCCUUAUUCCCGAGCUUUGCCGAGUAACUGGCCUUACUGACGAUAUGCGAUCAAACUUUCAACUAAUGAGAUCUAUGCAUGGGUACACGCGAAUGAAUCCCAAGCAACGCAUAGAUCGUCUGCGCACUUUUAAUCACCGCUUGCAAAGCACUCCAGAAAGUGUGAAAGUUUUGAGAGACUGGCACAUGGAUCUCGACAAGAAUCUCACUGAAGUCAGAGGCCGCAUAAUUGAACCGCAGAAGAUCGUAUUCCAACAUGCCAAGGUUCCGGCUGGCGAAUCCGCUGAUUGGACAAGAUCCUUCAGAGAUCAAAAGAUGCUUACCACUCCGACCGGUGGCCUCGAUCGCUGGGCAGUCAUCGCACCAGAGAGAAAUUCUCGUGAGCUAAGAAAUUUGCUUGAAAAUUUGUUUAGAGCAGCUGGAGGAAUGGGCCUUCAAAUUAGAAGCCCACAAGAAAUCAAAAUUUAUGAUGAUCGCACAGCAACUUAUGUAAGAGCUAUGGACGAUUGUGCCCGGAUGGAUCCCAAACUCAUCUUAUGCCUUGUUCCCAACAACAACGUUGAAAGAUACUCAUCAAUUAAGAAGAGAGGAUAUGUAGAUAGAGCUGUUCCAACCCAAGUCGUCACGACUAAAACGGCUAACAAUCGAACAUUAAUGAGUAUAGCCACCAAAAUAGCAAUCCAAUUGAAUUGCAAGUUGGGAUAUACUCCCUGGAUGAUCGAGCUGCCAUUGUCUGGGCUAAUGACGAUCGGUUUUGACAUUGCAAAGAGCACACGUGAUCGCAAGAGGGCAUACGGAGCGUUGGUCGCUUCGAUGGAUCUUCAACAAAAUUCCACGUACUUUAGCACUGUCUCUGAGUGCAGUGCCUUUGAUGUCCUGUCCAACACCCUUUGGCCAAUGAUUGGAAAGGCCCUGCGUCAGUAUCAUCGAGAGCAUAAGAAGCUACCAGCCCGUAUCCUACUUUAUCGGGACGGUGUGAGCUCAGGCUCUCUAAAGCAGCUAUUCGAAUAUGAGGUGAAGGACAUUGUAGAAAAGCUGGAUGCCGAGUAUAAGCGCGCCAACUCCACUCCACCGCAGUUAUCUUACAUUGUGGUUACCAAGUCGAUGAACGCGCGUUUCUUCCUCAAUGGACAAAAUCCCCCACCCGGAACUAUCGUCGAUGACGUUAUAACUCUCCCAGAACGCUACGAUUUUUACCUUGUUUCGCAGCAAGUUCGUCAGGGAACCGUGUCGCCGACCAGCUACAACGUUCUCUACAGCAACAUGGGCAUCAGCCCAGAGAAAAUCCAAAAACUCACGUACAAGAUGUGCCAUCUUUACUACAAUUGGUCAGGCACCACACGUGUCCCUGCCGUUUGUCAAUAUGCCAAAAAACUGGCUACCCUUGUCGGUACAAACUUGCACUCUAUUCCGCAGAAUGCGCUUGAAAAGAAGUUUUAUUACCUAUGAAUGCAUAUUCCUUAAGAUAACGUUGAACCAUAACCGGCAGUGAAAGAAACUAGCCCAGGCAUUUUUGCUUUACGAAUAUUUCCUUUUUUUCCGUAAGCACUUGCGCUUAAAAGUUGCCUUAUUGGCAUUCAAGUGGAAACCUAUUUAGGUCAUCCUAAAUAUUAAAAUUAAUUUGACAUCUAAAGCUUCUGGUAUUAAGCACAAACUGUCAGAGUUCCUAAAAAUCAAUAA